GCACAUCAGAUCUGAGCCCCUUCUCUGACCCCCGGCAGUUUGAUCGCUCCUUCCCAACGCUGCCGGCGCUGACCGAGACCAGGUUCUCCGACCCACGGAUGCAUUACCCCGGUGCCAUGUCCGCUGCCUUCCCUUACACCGCGACACCCUCCGCUACGGGCAUCGGGGGCAUCAGCAUGACCAGCAUGCCCACCACAACACGUUUCCAUCACACUUACCUGCCACCCCCCUACCCCGGCUCCACGCAAAACCAAAGUGGACCCUUCCAGGCCAACCCUUCUCCCUAUCAUUUGUACUAUGGCACUUCUUCGGGCUCCUACCAGUUCUCCAUGGUGGCGGGCGGCGAGCGCUCCCCGACCCGGAUGCUCUCUUCUUGUACAAGUGCCUCAGCAGGGAACAACUUAAUGAAUCCCAACCUGGGCAAUCAGAAUGAUGGGGUGGAUGCAGACGGGAGCCACAGUAACUCGCCGACGACCAUGACGACUACUGGGAGGAUGGAUGAGUCAGUCUGGAGACCCUACUAGGAGGAACUCAACUGGGCACCGAUAGCUUUAACUUAAUCAGCCACCGUUACUUUA
Messenger RNA from Antrostomus carolinensis (chuck-will's-widow), 578 nucleotides. RefSeq names its product runt-related transcription factor 3. Lineage: Eukaryota; Metazoa; Chordata; Aves; Caprimulgiformes; Caprimulgidae. The annotation marks the transcript as partial. The transcript has a single exon. Gene Ontology annotation, biological process: hemopoiesis; neuron differentiation; ossification. The record is from RefSeq and is a predicted model, not a curated record. Gene Ontology annotation, molecular function: DNA-binding transcription factor activity, RNA polymerase II-specific; RNA polymerase II cis-regulatory region sequence-specific DNA binding; ATP binding. Gene Ontology annotation, cellular component: nucleus.